UAAGCUAAAGCUUGAAAAUCGGCUGUUGGUCCAUAUCCCAAUCGCAUAAUCAAACGCAAUCGCUAAACAACAACGGCUUCUUGUCUUCCUCAAGCCUGAACUUCUUCUCAAGGCAGUAAUCCUGCAUAUAUCAUAGGAAUCACUACAGUCCAUCAACCUCUGAAAUCGAAGAACAAUGAGCGCGGAAGAGAAAAAGAAACCCAUUUUAGUGAUCCUGGUCGGUGCGCCUGGAAGCGGCAAGUCCACCUUUUGUGAACACGUUAUGCAAGCUUCUUCCUUGCAUUGGGUUCGCAUUUGUCAGGAUACCAUAGGGAAAGGUAAGGCAGGAACAAAAGCUCAAUGCAUAAUGGGUGCUAGUAAAGCAUUACAGGAUGGUAAAAAUGCGUUUAUUGACAGAUGUAAUCUCGAAAGAGAACAACGAGCUGAAUUUGUGAAGCUUGGCAGCCCUGAAAUUGAUGUUCAUGCUAUAGUACUUGAUCUUCCUGCCAAAUUGUGCAUCUCUAGGUCUGUUAAGAGAACCGAGCACGAGGGAAACUUGCAGGGUGGAAAGGCCGCAGCAGUUGUAAACCGGAUGUUGCAAAAGAAAGAGCUGCCGAAACUGACCGAAGGGUAUUCUAGGAUCACAGUUUGCCAAACUGAAACUGAUGUUCAGGCAGCUGUUGUUGCAUACAGCACUCUUGGUCCACUGGAUACCCUUCCACCUGGCUAUUAUGGUCAAAAGAGCCAAGAUGCCAAAAUCCAACUCGGUAUUAUGAAAUUUCUUAAAAAAGCCGAUGCCUCUGUUGAUAAGGAAUUGGGACAGAAGGACUCUGGUGAUAAAGCAAUUACUAAGGGAAACAAAGCCAGUUUGGAAGUAAAGGCAGAUGACAAAGCUGAAUUAGGAUCUUCUUCUCAUGGAACUUCAUGUUCAAAUGACAUUCCGACUCUGGCAUUUCCAUCCAUCUCUACUGCAGAUUUCCAGUUUGACCUUGAGAAGGCGUCUGAUAUUAUUGUGGAGCAAGUUGCAGAAUUUGUCUCUGAACUUGAGAAUGCUAGGCUUGCUUUGGUGGACUUGUCACACUCUUCAAAGAUUCUGUCUUUGGUACGGGCUAAAGCUGUUAAAAAGAACAUCGAUCCCAAUAAGUUCUUAACCGUCGUUGGAGAUAUAACUCUCCUGAAAUCAAAAGGAGGAAUUCAAUGCAGCGUGAUCGCUAAUGCUGCUAACUGGCGAUUAAAACCGGGAGGUGGGGGUGUUAAUGCUGCGGUAUUUAACGCAGCAGGUCCUUCAUUGGAGAAGGCCACCAAAGAACAAGCUGAAUCCAUGAGCCCGGGAAAUGUUGUUACUGUCCAUCUUCCUUCAACUUCUCCUCUAUUUAUCAGGGAAGGUGUAACUCAUGUCAUUCAUGUUCUUGGACCAAAUAUGAACCCACAAAGACCAAACUGCCUCAAGGAUAAUUAUGUUGAGGGCUGCAAUGUCCUUCGCAAGGCUUAUGCAUCUCUGUUCCAAAGUUUCGUAGGUCUGGUUAAGUCCCAAGAGAAAUCACAUAGCACUUCAAAAGUUCAGCCAUCUGACCUCAAGAUCAGUCCAAAGACUCAUGAUCAGAAAGUCAAGAGAGAAGGUGUGUUUGAAUCCGAUAUGAAUAAUAAGAAGCACAAGGGAACUGAAGAAGUUUUUGGUCGGCCAGGUGAUGAAAUGGACACAAUGUAUUCCGGUAAGGAAAGAAAGAAAUGGGGCUCUUGGGCUCAAGCACUUUACAAUAUUGCCAUGCAUCCCGAGGAACAUAAGAAUGAUGUGUUGGAGAUAUCUGAUAAUACAGUUGUCCUGAAUGAUGUCUAUCCAAAGGCAAAGGUGCAUAUUUUGAUUUUGGCUAGAGUAAAAGGCCUUGAUAGUCUCGCAGAUGUACAUAAAGAUCACAUUCAGUUAUUGAACUCAAUGCAUGAAAUGGGCAUAAAGUGGGCUGAAAAAUACUUAAAUGAAGACAAUUCUUUAACUUUCCGUCUUGGGUACCAUUCGACUCCUUCAAUGCGACAACUGCACCUUCACGUGAUCAGUCAGGACUUCGACUCGAAGCAUUUGAAGAAUAAGAAGCAUUGGAAUUCCUUCAACUCUGAUUUCUUCUUGGACUCUGUUGAUGUAAUAGCUGAAAUCGAAGAACAUGGGCAGACCACAUUGAAAGAUGUCGAGAAGCUCUUAUCAAUGGAGCUACGUUGCCACAGAUGUAGAAGCGUGCAUCCUAACAUUCCUCGUUUGAAAACCCAUAUUGCAAACUGUCAAGCGCCAUUUCCUCCUGCUCUACUCAAUCGGCUAAAGAUUGCUGCAAGAAAAGAUGAGUUGAAUCGAUAAGGCAUUAGAAAGCGAUCUCGAUUUCUGUAUGGACAAUGGAAGAGUUGCCAAUGAUGGAAUGCAUCUAAUCAUAUGUUUGGUUUCUUCCUUGUAAAACCUGGAUGUAUGCCAGUGAUGCGAGAUUAUACUGGUGUAUCUCCUUUUUUUGUCUUAAUUUGCUAUUUUGUAUUACAGAUUCUUCUUGCUUUUAUAAAUUUAAUUUUG
Impatiens glandulifera is the source of this 2527-nucleotide messenger RNA. Its product is annotated as transcription factor bHLH140. NCBI's taxonomy places the organism in Eukaryota, Viridiplantae, Streptophyta, Magnoliopsida, Ericales, Balsaminaceae. The transcript has 6 exons. Gene Ontology annotation, biological process: double-strand break repair; single strand break repair. The coding region runs from base 176 to 2323 and encodes 715 amino acids. Gene Ontology annotation, cellular component: nucleus. The record is from RefSeq and is a predicted model, not a curated record. Gene Ontology annotation, molecular function: single-strand break-containing DNA binding; mismatched DNA binding; double-stranded RNA binding.